Heterobasidion irregulare TC 32-1 is the source of this 1218-nucleotide messenger RNA. RefSeq names its product glycoside hydrolase family 5 protein. NCBI's taxonomy places the organism in Eukaryota, Fungi, Basidiomycota, Agaricomycetes, Russulales, Bondarzewiaceae. The transcript has 14 exons. Gene Ontology annotation, biological process: carbohydrate metabolic process. Bases 1 to 1218 code for a protein of 405 amino acids. The record is from RefSeq and is a predicted model, not a curated record. Gene Ontology annotation, molecular function: hydrolase activity, hydrolyzing O-glycosyl compounds.
AUGAGAUACUUCUCUGCGAACUUCGUCACUGCCGUUGUACUUGCCCUGACGCCUCUGGCCAAGGCCGUGGUUGCUCCACAAGAUGCAGACCUUGAUCACCGCGACUCUUCGCCCCCGAUGUCUAUAGCUAUCUCAACUCGAGCUGCUACCAGUUUUGUCAAGACAUCUGGUCAGAGGUUUACAGUUGAUGGGUCGACUUUCACCGUUGCCGGCGCAAAUGCUUACUGGAUCGGAUUAACUGGUUUGAGCACUACAAAUAUGGAAACAGCGUUUGCUGAUAUCGCGAAGACUGGCGCUACUGUUGUUCCACGUCGCAGGGGUUUUAAUGAGGUCACCAGCGCCAGCGGAGACUAUUACCAUCUCUGGUCGGGGUCAACGUCUUCUGUCAAUACAGGAUCAACUGGUCUCGGCAACUUCGAUAAUGUUAUUGCUGCUGCCAAGGCCAGCGGCCUUCGUCUCAUUGUUACUCUGACUAACAACUGGUCAGACUUUGGAGGUAUGGAUGUCUAUGUCAACCAGAUCGUUGGCGCAGGGAAGCCCCAUGACCUUUUCUACACCAAUACAAAAGUUAUUGCUGCCUACAAGGACUACAUCAAAACUUUUGUCAGCCGAUAUGUUAACGAGCCUACAAUUUUAGGCUGGGAGCUCGCCAACGAACCGAGAUGCUCAGGAAGUACCGGGGCGACUUCUGGCUCCUGCACGACUGCGACGAUCACAAGCUGGGCCAAGGACGUCUCUACAUACAUCAAGUCGAUUGACUCUAACCAUCUUGUCGGACUUGGAGACGAGGGAUUCUUCAAUGAACCCAAUGGCCCUAACUUCCCUUACCAAGGCGGCGAGGGCAUUGAUUUUGAUGCCAAUUUGGCUAUCAGCUCCAUCGACUUUGGCACAUACCAUUGUUACCCGAUAUCAUGGGGGCAAACAAGUGAUCCCACUGCUUGGGGUGUUCAAUGGAUCAAGGACCACGCCGCAUCUCAAAAGGCCCGAAAUAAGCCCGUCAUCAUGGAGGAAUUCGGUGUCCCAGAUAAUCAAUCAUCAACGUACAAGACCUGGUAUACAACAGUCAUUAGUUCGAGCUUAACAGGGGAUUUGAUCUGGCAAGCCGGCUCUCAUCUUCCCAGCGGUGAUACCUCCGAUGAUGGAUUCACUAUCUAUCCCGACGACCCGGUCUACGCCUUGGAGACUUCCCAUAACGCGGCGUUGAAGGCGAGAGGGUAG